Molecule: messenger RNA, 941 nt
Organism: Molossus molossus (Pallas's mastiff bat)
Lineage: Eukaryota; Metazoa; Chordata; Mammalia; Chiroptera; Molossidae
Gene: CDK3
Product: cyclin dependent kinase 3
Exons: 7
Coding region: 24-941 (305 amino acids)
Biological process (GO): signal transduction; regulation of gene expression; G1/S transition of mitotic cell cycle
Cellular component (GO): nucleus; cytoplasm; cyclin-dependent protein kinase holoenzyme complex
Molecular function (GO): cyclin-dependent protein serine/threonine kinase activity; cyclin binding; ATP binding
Source: RefSeq, a predicted model, not a curated record
CGUCUUCCCGCAGCUCUGCGGACAUGGAUGUGUUCCAGAAGGUGGAGAAGAUCGGAGAGGGCACCUACGGGGUGGUGUAUAAGGCCAAGAACAAGGAGACGGGGCAGCUCGUGGCCCUCAAGAAGAUCAGGCUGGAUUUGGAGACCGAGGGGGUCCCCAGCACCGCCAUCAGGGAGAUCUCCCUGCUCAAAGAGCUUAAGCACCCCAACAUUGUCAGGCUGCUGGACGUGGUGCACAGCGAGAAGAAGCUGUACCUGGUGUUUGAGUUCCUCAGCCAGGAUCUGAAGAAGUUCAUGGACUCCACCCCAGUCUCUGAGCUCCCUCUGCACUUGGUCAAGAGUUACCUCUUCCAGCUGCUGCAGGGGGUGAAUUUCUGCCACUCGCACCGGGUCAUCCACCGAGACCUGAAGCCCCAGAAUCUGCUCAUCAAUGAGUUGGGUGCCAUCAAGCUGGCUGACUUUGGACUGGCUCGAGCCUUUGGAGUGCCUCUGCGCACCUACACCCACGAGGUGGUGACACUCUGGUAUCGUGCCCCUGAGAUUCUCUUGGGCAGCAAGUUCUAUUCGACAGCUGUAGACAUCUGGAGCACUGGUUGCAUCUUUGCAGAGAUGGUGACCUGCAAGGCUCUGUUUCCUGGUGACUCUGAGAUUGACCAGCUCUUUCGAAUCUUUCGGACCCUGGGGACACCCUGUGAAGCCACGUGGCCAGGAGUCACCCAGCUGCCUGAUUAUAAGGGCAGCUUCCCCAAGUGGACCAGGAAGGGGCUGGAGGAUGUUGUGCCCAAUCUGGAGCCGGAGGGCAAGGACCUGCUCAUGCAACUCCUGCAGUACGACCCCGGCCAGCGGAUCUCAGCCAAGGGCGCCCUUGCCCACCCGUACUUCUUGUCCACCCGGACCUCCCCGUCCCCCCAUCAGUGUGUGCUGGAGCAUUUUUGCCGCUGA